AUGGCCCAGUGGUCCGCACCUCCUCCGCCAACGCCUCCGCCUCCACCUCUCGCCGCGCCGCCGCCGCCCGGCGCCUCGGUUAAGGGCCCCCCGGCGCGCAAGCUGCUUUUCAUGUGCACCUUGUCCCUGUCCGUCACCUACCUGUGCUACAGCCUCCUCGGCGGCUCGGGCUCCCUGCAGUUCCCCCUGGCGCUGCAGGAGCCGCCGGCCGCCGCCGCCGAGCCCCCGCCAAGCCCGCCGCCACCCUCUCUGCCGCCUCCCCCCGUGCGCCUCGGCGCCCCCUUGCAGCCGCCCGAGCCGCCGCCGCCGCCGGACAACGCGAGCCGCGGGGAGCCGCCCGAGCCCCCAGAGCAGCCCGCCGCCCCCGGGGCCGACGGCUGGGGGCUGGCGAGCGGCGGCGGGGGCGCCCGGGACGCCUGGCUCCGGACCCCGCUGGCCUCUGGUGAGAUGGUCACGGCGCAGAGCGCGCUGCUGGAGAGGGAAGCGCAGGAGUCCAGCACCACCGACGAGGAGCUCGCAGGCCGGAGGGCGGCCAACGGGAGCAGCGUGAGGGGCGGCGCCGUCAGCACUCCCGACUACGGGGAGAAGAAGCUACCACAGGCGCUUAUCAUCGGGGUCAAGAAAGGAGGGACCCGCGCGCUGCUGGAGGCGAUCCGAGUGCACCCGGACGUGCGGGCGGUGGGCGUAGAGCCACACUUCUUCGACAGGAACUAUGAAAAGGGCCUGGAAUGGUACAGAAAUGUGAUGCCUAAGACUUUGGAUGGGCAGUUAACCAUGGAGAAGACACCAAGUUACUUUGUGACAAAUGAGGCCCCCAAGCGCAUCCACUCCAUGGCCAAGGACAUCAAACUCAUCGUGGUGGUGAGAAACCCUGUGACCAGGGCCAUCUCCGAUUACACCCAGACACUGUCAAAGAAACCCGAGAUCCCCACCUUUGAGGUGCUGGCCUUCAAAAAUAGGACCCUAGGGCUGAUCGAUGCCUCCUGGAGCGCCAUUCGAAUAGGGAUCUAUGCUCUGCAUCUGGAAAACUGGCUCCAGUAUUUCCCCCUCUCUCAGAUCCUCUUCGUCAGCGGUGAGCGGCUCAUAGUGGACCCCGCCGGGGAAAUGGCCAAAGUACAGGAUUUUCUAGGGCUCAAGCGUGUUGUGACUGAGAAACAUUUCUAUUUCAACAAAACCAAGGGGUUCCCUUGCCUAAAGAAGCCAGAAGACAGCAGCGCCCCCAGGUGCUUAGGCAAGAGCAAAGGUCGGACUCAUCCCCGCAUCGACCCCGAUGUGAUCCACAGACUGCGGAAAUUCUACAAACCCUUCAACAUGAUGUUUUACCAAAUGACUGGUCAAAAUUUCCAGUGGGAACAGGAAGAGGGUGACAAAUGA
Messenger RNA from Kogia breviceps (pygmy sperm whale), 1374 nucleotides. RefSeq names its product heparan sulfate-glucosamine 3-sulfotransferase 4 (gene HS3ST4). Gene Ontology annotation, molecular function: [heparan sulfate]-glucosamine 3-sulfotransferase activity. The record is from RefSeq and is a predicted model, not a curated record. NCBI's taxonomy places the organism in Eukaryota, Metazoa, Chordata, Mammalia, Artiodactyla, Physeteridae.